Messenger RNA from Penicillium egyptiacum, 627 nucleotides. The record is from the annotation of a GenBank genome assembly. Lineage: Eukaryota; Fungi; Ascomycota; Eurotiomycetes; Eurotiales; Aspergillaceae.
AUGACCAUGUAUCCAAUUGAUCUUCCUAUCAGCGAUGCUCCCCCCGAGCGCGAGAUCAGCUCGUAUUCCCCACCCACCAAUAGCUAUCAACUGUUCCUGGCAGUCUACCACCGCGGCGAGCUGUCCCUUGGCGACUACCGACGCCGCCUCGGCUUCUCUGCGUACCACUGGGCCAUCCUCGUCUGGGAUCUCAAGAACGAUCGCUGGUACGCCUACGACGUGACCGAUGGAUCCUCGCCAGACCCAGUGCUUCGGCGCGACCUCAACCCAGACUUCCAAUGGACCUACCGUGUCAAGACCAACAUCCAUCCGGACUCGUGUGACUCUCUCCUCAUCAGAAUGGCAAUCGGCGAAGUCAACGAUGGAAUCGGCCCGGAGACUAUCAAGAUCCUCCUUCAGUCUGUUCAGAUACCGAUUAAGGGUGCUUAUCCGCCGCAGAACUGCGUCAACUGGAUCAGGGCUGUUCUUCACAAGCUCCGCUUCCAUGGCUAUGCCCCUGACCUGCACGACAUUGAGAUGACCAUUGAUCGUGCUCUUGCCUAUGCUGAUCUGCGUAUGGCUAACCCGGACAAUUCGGCCUAUCUUGUCGACUACCUUGGCAACGAAAUGUUCUUUCGCGUGAAAUGA